AGAAGUCACGCAAACAUGGCGGCUCCCAGGGAGAUACAUAGUUAGCACAAUGGUAAACAUGAACUUUUAAACAAAUAAAAGCAAUAACGUGUCGAGAUUCAUACAUUACAAACAAUCCAUAGUGUUGCCAUUCUGAUUCUUUAUACGCAGUCUUUCGAGCAUCGCGCAACAGAACACUUUGUGGUCGCAAUCAGGAGAUACCAAGCAGAAAAUCCGACAUUAGACUUUGAAUGAAACUCAUCUUUACUAUAGACUGUAACCGCGCGGUACCUACAUUUAGUGUGUAGUAGAUGUGUAAGAGUUUCAGCUCGGUAAAUGUCGGUUAUUUUCAUCCUUGUAAACGAUACAUCCAUCAGUUACUUUACAGAAGAAGAAGAAGAGGAAGAAUCAUCAUAAACGUGACGAAGACACGCUUUCAAACAACCAGAAAUAUCUCCAGAUAACAAAUGAAAUCGGUGUAACACACUGUUGAUAAGGUGAUGGAGGUUAUUAAAGAGGAGAGUGAAGACAUAAGUUGUGCAGAAGCAUGCAGAGUUAAAAUUGAAGAUACAGUUGAACAAGGAGCUACCGGCUUACCAAAAACAGAUCAACUGAGAAUGGAGAAUCGUCAGUACUGGUCAGUAGACGAAAUUGAGGCUCUUCUGAAUAUUUGGGCUGAUGAAAAUGUGCAGCGUCAGAUUGACGGCGUCUGCAGAAACGAAGAAGUUAUUAAGUAUAUUGUUGCCGAACUUGCCAAGUUGUGUAUCAAACGCACAACGGUACAGGUUCGGGAAAAAUUAAAAAAAUUGCGGGCACAGUACAAAUCCGUGAAGACGCACAAUGGACAAAGCGGUGCCCAAAGGAAGAACUUUCCAUGGUUCAAAAUCAUGGACGGUGUGCUGGGACACCGUCAUGCUGUUAGUGGAGAGACUACACGGGACACGAUGGCUGUUACAGUCGAUGAUUCAUCAUCUCCGAGUGCUUCCCUGGAGUCAGAAGAAGGAGAUGAGGGACUGUGUACAGCUCCAUUGAAAACAUCUACACUUGAGAGACCUGCCACUCCACAAUGCCUAAUCAGAGGAGGUUCACAUCAUAUAACACAAAGGACCAGACCAGAGAGCCGCAAACGCCGGGCUUCCAGUUUGGCGACCAGUGAGUUUUUGCAGUGCAUGAGGGAGAUGACACAGCAACAGAUGGAACAAGAACGGGAGUUGAGGCGUGAGGAGAUGAAUAGAGAGAUGGAGAUGAGGCAAAAGGAGAUGGAGCAUGAGGCAAGACUUAGGCGAGAGGAGAUGGCACGUAGAGAGAAGGAAACAGAGACUUUUGCCUCUAUUUUCAAAAAUUUGGCUUCAGCCCUUCUCCCUCGGACAUAGAUUGGCAGACAUUAUGCCAAACAGACUUUUCUUUUAUGCCUUGGUAGGCAUUUAAUGUAAAUAGUUUUCUUACAAGCACAUGCUUUGUUUUGUGUGAUGGGCAUAUUCCAUAAAUAUUUGUCUGAAGAGCAACUUUUAAACCCAUUUUCAAUUUUUAUAUGUAAAUAAAGUCCUAUUCUGCUAUCACAAUUGAGGCUAUUGGGCAGUUACUAUUUGUAUAUACUUACUCUGUAUACAGAUUCAGGUAACUUUAUUAGCAUGGUAAAAAGAAGCUUUACAUUGUCAAAGCACUGGUAACAUAAAAUAUAUAAACAUAUAUACAUUAAUUUGUUUUUGUAGUUUUUUUAGAUAGCCUGAUGUCCUAAUAAGUAGGUGAAAGGAUACAUCACUGCGUGAAAGUAACAAACCUUUAUUUGAAACAUUUUAUUUGUGGCAAGCACUCUUAACUGUGUUGAAAAAAUAUAUUUUGUAUUGAGGGGCACAUUCGCUAAAUGGUUGUCUGACGAGCACCUUUUGUUUUCUGUAAUGUCCACUUAUGUGAAUUGUUUGAGAUAUAAAUAACGUCCUAUUCUAAUAUCAAAAUAGUGGCUAUUGGGCAGUUGUGAAAGUCACCAUCUGUAUAUACUUUGGAGUCUGAUAUAGUAUAAUGUCAUACUAAGUAGGUGAAAGAACACAACACUGUGUGAAAGUAACAAAUUGAGUGAAAACAAUUAAUUUUUUUGAAAAAAUCAAAAUAUAAUAAAGCAAUAUAAAAAUUAGUGCUGCUACAUGAUCAACUUACAUCUGACCUCUCAUUAACAAUGUUACAUGGUGGUCGUAAAGUAUCGUUGACAUCACCCUACUAUGGCACAAAUCUCUCCAUGUGUAAUUAACAAAGGUUGUGCAGUGUACAGUAUGACUCCUCCAUAUCAACAACAACAUUUAUACUGCAGUAAUUACUUUUACUGAGACACUUUCCUCUCUAGGGCAGCACUGUGAAUCAGUGGGUAGCAUUGUCUCCUCACAGAAAGGAGGUCCCCAGUUCUACCACAGUUGAAAAUCAUGCAGGUCAAGUGAAUUGGAAACUCUAAAUUGCCCGUGAUUAAGAGUGUGAAUGUGUAUGUCUGUGUGUGUUAGCCCUGUGAUGGACUGUCCACCUGUCCAUGGUGUUUCCCUGCCUUCGGCCUGAGACAGCUGGGAUGAGCUCCAGCACUACCAGCGACCCUACAUAAGACAAGCGGUUAUAGAAGGUGGAUGGAUGGACUUUCACCUCUCUUUCAGCCUCCCAAAAGCAUGUUCAACCACACUACAGGCUUGACUUGUUCUUGACCCUCUGCUAGUCUGCCAGGAUAAAGUUUCAACAAUUCUGCAAUGGUAAGCAGAGUCACCAAGAAUAAAUUAGUCUACAUUAGUUCUGCAUAUGUUUCUAACUCUGCCAGAGAAUGUAUUACUUGUAGUGACCCAAGCCCAAAGGUGUGAAUUUCUGAGGAAACUGGCGUCGUGUUUCCUCCCUGACUGUCCAGCGUUUAGGUCCCAGAACAUCCCUUUACCAUCCACAACUGCUUGUAGAAUGAUUGAGUGCCAGCCUUUUCUGUUGUGAAAAUCUGAUUGGUAUUGUGGAGGUUUCAAUAUAGGGAUGUGAGAACCAUCUAUAGCACACACUGCGGAAUUCCGAAUCUCUCCUCAAAAUAAUCUGCCAUCUCAUCCAUUUUGACCUGGUCAGGUGUUUAGAUUCAUUUAGGCCAAAGUAUUGUUAUCACAGCCUUUAAAAAUGUAACUAACAAUGGACCAUACUUAUUAAGCCUUUAUUUAGCUUAGUUAAUGUUAAUUUCAACAUAUAGUAAUACAUUUUUAAAAUCUAAAGUUGUAUUUGUUAACGUUAGUGCACUAUGAACUAACAUGAGCUAACAAUGAACAAUUGUAUUUUUAUUAACUAACAUUAACAAAGAAUACCCCGAUGUUUUCACUGCCUGCAUCAUGCGCUGCAGCACGUGCUAAACUUGAACUUGACCGUGUAAAAGGGGAUAAAUUCUCUGUUGCAGGGGAUUCUCUUUUUAUGCUUGAUUCUUUUCCUCUGAAUGUUUCAAAGGACGAUCUGGUGAAAGAGCAACAAGCCAAUCUUACAUUAAAACCUUUGUUUGAACGUGUUCUCGAUGAUAGUGCAGCACAGGGUUACUUUGUGCAAGAGUCCUUUUGAGGAAGUUGCUUCCAGUUUUUUUUUUUUUUAAUGAUUACGUGACUCAGAUUGUGGUUCCUGCUUUGUUCCAUGAUGAGGUUGUGGGCCAUCUGGGGGUCAAAAAGUCUUCCGAUUGUGUGCGCUGGUAUUUUUUCUGGCUGCGUUUUAAGAUUUUAACAUUUCAAAAUAAAUUAAAACGUGUCAUACCUGUCAAAUGAUUGGGAAACCAAAUCAGACUAUAAAACCUGCUCCUUUCUGUCCCAUUGAAGUCAAUGCAAAGCUAUUUGAAUAAUUGAUUCUAGAUUGUGUUGUUCCUUUGCCUUGGCCAGGGCGCUUUAGAAAGGUUCCACUAAACUCAGAAGUCCCUGUUGCAAGCUUAUUGUGUGAAAUUGUCUGACGACUGGGAAGUUACUGUUGGCCUCCAGAGAAGUCAUUCCGGAUUUAGCCCAAAUGAUCUUGUCUUUGGAUAUGCGGUAUAAGGUCCAUUGCCCGUUUUGCAUAAUAACUGGUCCACAAAUUAUCCUCCUGAAAAGUUAUGCCUUGUUCACUCCACCAGCGACACGAUCCCAUUUAUUUUCAACGAGAGCAUUGCAACUUCCCCCGACACAAACUGCCAUGGCCAUUGGCGACAGAGAUCACCGAGGAGAGUGACAAGACAUAGUUGAGAAAAUUUCUACAUUAUGCAAAUGACAUCUUGUCAUCUGUCUCCUGGCAGACGAGACGAGUGCUGGCAAGACGGAGAAGUUUCA
This is a messenger RNA of Myxocyprinus asiaticus (Chinese sucker), 4256 nucleotides long. RefSeq names its product myb/SANT-like DNA-binding domain-containing protein. The transcript has 5 exons. The record is from RefSeq and is a predicted model, not a curated record. Bases 480 to 1352 code for a protein of 290 amino acids. Lineage: Eukaryota; Metazoa; Chordata; Actinopteri; Cypriniformes; Catostomidae.